Messenger RNA from Somion occarium, 1305 nucleotides. Lineage: Eukaryota; Fungi; Basidiomycota; Agaricomycetes; Polyporales; Cerrenaceae. The record is from the annotation of a GenBank genome assembly.
UAGACUCUGCAGGACCCUGUACAAAUGACAACGCUUCUCUGACAUUAUUCAGCUACGCCACUCAACCGACAACGCCAUUUCAAGAUGUACUUGACAUGCGGCGGAUGACUUGCACUUUAUCCAUUGGUCCAACGGCCUGUAUAUAAGGCGAGGUCAGAUGGUCUUAUUGCCUACAAACAAAUCAUGGUCAAGAUCGCAGUUGCUGGUGCGGGCGCUGUAGCCAAAGAGAUUAUUGCGGGUCUUCUUGCCAGAAAUAAACACCAGUUGAUCAUCCUCACCCGAAAGGAUCCACCUUCUGACCCUCUGGUCCGCCCCGAUGUUACCUAUGUCAAGGUAAAUUAUCAGGACAAGAACCAGUUGGCGAACGUUCUCCGCGGAGUCCAUACUGUACUCUCAUUCAUCGCAGUACAAACCGACACGGGGAAUAGCUCCCAAAAGAACCUCAUCGAUGCCGCAGUGGUGGCAGGCGUGAAACGUUUUGCACCCAGCGAAUGGGCACUCGGCACUAUUUCACACACACCAUAUAGCGGGAAAGCAGACGUUCGUGAAUACCUUCGUCAGCUGAACCAAAAGGAAAAGGUCCUUGAGUACACUCUGUUCCAGCCUGGCAUCUUCCUGAACUACCUUGGAUACCCUUAUAAGACCUCCGAGCAUCUUGCACUCGUGCCUAUGCCAUGGGAUUUCCAGAAUCGCAGAGCUAUCGUACUUGAGGGUCACGAGCAUGAAGAUGCUAUGACGAUGACAUUAGUUCAAGAUGUUGCAAACGUCGUCGCUGAAGCCAUCGAAUUUGAAGGAGAAUGGCCUGUGGUUGGCGGUAUCAGUGGUAACCGAGUCACAGUCGCGCAGCUUCUGGAACUUGGCAAAAGAGUCAGAGGUCAGUCAUUCGAAAUCGAAGCCGUGAAACUGGAAGUCCAAGCCGGCGAACUGAAGACCUCUUGGGUCCCUCUUAUUACCCAUCGCGGGAUACCGGAGGAUCAAAUUGAGACCAUAUCUAGGGACUCAUUGAAAGGCACCCUUACUGGAAUUGCAAAGGGCGUCUUCGUAGUAACAGACGAGUGGAACCGACUUUUACCUUCCUAUCGUUUCACCAAUGUGGAGGAAUUUCUCUCUAAAGUUUGGACAGGGAAGCCUUAGACGAUGACGUUUAAUACUCGAUACAUGGUCGAUGACAACACAAUAUCUCUGGCUCCGCAGAACCAGGUCAAUAUAGCAUACGAUGAAAACAUUCACUCACUCACAUUCUGUUCUGAUUCGAGUCGACAUGUAGUCAUUUUUAAACUUUGUCUAGACCAUGUUGGAUCCUGG